Molecule: messenger RNA, 1893 nt
Organism: Phytophthora sojae
Lineage: Eukaryota; Oomycota; Peronosporomycetes; Peronosporales; Peronosporaceae
Exons: 5
Coding region: 1-1893 (630 amino acids)
Source: RefSeq, a predicted model, not a curated record
AUGGGUACAACUGCGAAGUCGCUGGACGACAUUUUGGCUGCGUUGGACGUACUGGCUCUAUUAGUCGAAGAAGUGUACCAGCCCUUCGUCGGAGAAAACAUUUCGCUGCACUACCGAGAGGAGGAGCUCGCAGAUCUGGUGUUCUGGAUCGACGAACGCCUGGAAAAGUCGUUUAUCCAAGUCCAGAACAUCAUCCACGAACGGCGCCUUGGGUCUCUGCAGGCUUCAGCGGCAACAACGAGCCUGCCACCCCGCAGUUGGGGAUCUUAUCGGUUUGCGGACCAGUGGCGCGAUGUGGUUCGCCAAGGCGUUGUUCCCCGAUGGAAGGACGGCUUCCCCUGGCAGGAUACCCCGCCGCCAAACCAUGGCUCCGCCCGCCGGGCUCUCAAUGCCUUGAUCAAGAACAUCAGAAAAGGCCCAGAUGAAGAUCGCUACCUCGUGCUGGACAUCGACCUCCUGGGUCAUCUCGACGGUAUCUUCUGCAGCCCUUUUGGGGCUGUCCCGAAGGGCGAUAAGCCGCUCAGCGAAGAUGCCCGUGUGAUUCACGAUUUAUCCUUUCCUGUCCAUGGCUCCGUUAACGAGUUUACUGUUCCUGAGACCGAGAUUGCAGUCCACUACGACGGGGCGCGCGCGAUCGCAGCCCGUAUUGAAGAAGUUGAGACGCACUGCCCGGGUCUAGCGCGGCGGAUGUCUGGGGAUGUGAGCGGCGCGUUCCGGCAUAUCCCGCUGCAUGACGACCACUGCGGCCAUUUUUCUGGUACAAUCCCGGAGCUUGGUGUUCUCAUCGUGGAUUUAUGCUGCCCGUUUGGGUGGCGGAACUCCCCAGCCGCGUAUGCUAUCGCUGGAGGUGCCAUUAACCACUUGUACUCGACGUCGAAGCCCCUGUGGCCUCUCCAACCAGCGCACGGGACCAGGGAAUUCGACGGCAAAGUGUGGUGUGACGACCACAACUGCGUGGAACCUGCUGUCGGCACUCGGCUGGAGGAAGCGGCGACGGAGCUCCGCGCAGCGAUGGUUGCUGUCUUGGGACCGUCCGCCUGUAACGAAGACAAAUUUACGGCGUGGGUGACUCGGGGGUCGGCGCUCGGCCUCGACUGGGAUCUCCAGCGGCGCACAGUUUCGAUGCCCCAAGCGAAGAUUGAGAAGGCGAGGCAGCGCGUGUGCGACUUACAGCACCCAGCGCCAUUCUUUCAGCGGUUAGCUGACGCGCAGCGCCGCACCCCUCAUGUUGGCUGUUUUCCGUUGGCUGAGUCUGCGUUGGAUGAUCUCCGAUGGUUUCGGGCCAUUCUGUCUGCCUCCCAUUUCAACUCCAUUCCGCUGGCGCGGUUUACUCGGUCGCAGCCACCCAGUGUCGAGGUGCUUAUGGACGCGAGCGACGUUGGACUCUGCGCCCUUCUCCUUGCCCGUCGCGAAUAUAUUCAAGUUCGUUUGGACGCGGAAGAGCGGGCGGCCAUCCACGAGCAAAAGCACGGUGGUGCUUUCACGUUCGGCAUUAAUAUUCGCGAAUUAAUGAGUGCCGCCUUCGCAGCGAUCACGUGGGGGCACCUGUGGACCGCCAGCGAUGAUGGAGCGGACGUCCACGUUCGCUUGCGCAUUGACAAUACAUCUGCGGUGGCCUGGAGCAAUAAGCGUGCGGCUCGGGACAAUCCCUACGCGCAAAUGCUGCUCCGGCUUAUCGCGCUGCUCGAAGUGCGGCACGGGUUUUGCCUGUCUGCGGAGCACAUUCCGGGGUCGGAGAAUGUGAUGGCAGACGCUGGCAGUCGCAGCUGGGAGUCACGGGCGAAAGCGGCGGCGUUUACUAAGCUUUGUGUUGGUUGGUCGCAGGUUACAGUCCCUCCGAGCUCGCGCAAACUCUCGCAGGUCUGGGCGCGCUGCUCUGCGCGGGAGCUUUAG